This is a messenger RNA of Tupaia belangeri chinensis (Chinese tree shrew), 810 nucleotides long. Its product is annotated as 60S ribosomal protein L12. Gene Ontology annotation, biological process: translation. The transcript has 2 exons. Gene Ontology annotation, molecular function: large ribosomal subunit rRNA binding; structural constituent of ribosome. The record is from RefSeq and is a predicted model, not a curated record. Gene Ontology annotation, cellular component: ribosome; cytosolic large ribosomal subunit. NCBI's taxonomy places the organism in Eukaryota, Metazoa, Chordata, Mammalia, Scandentia, Tupaiidae. The coding region runs from base 1 to 810 and encodes 269 amino acids.
AUGGUGGACAGUUUGCUUUCCGCUAACAACCGCGUUGUGCUCUGUGGAAACCGCUCCUGCAUCUUCCGCCGCAGAAGCGGGUGGAGGCACACACAUCAGUCAGAUUACGCUCCUCGCGUGUCCUUGCUCCUGCUGGCUCGAACAGCUCUGAACAUCUGCCCCCUGGGGUGUCUCAAGGGCUUGACCACAAACCUUGAGGAUAAAAGGGAGCUGAUGAGACUUGCUUUUUGGUUUUCGGCUCGGAAGAAGUUUCAGUGCAACUUUCUUUGGUCAUCUGGAAUCCGGGUUCAUCUGACACCAGCUCCCUCCACCAGGCUGCCCAAGUUCAACACCAAUGAGAUCAAAGUCAUGUACCUGAGGUGCACCGGUGGCAAAGUCGGUGCCACGUCUGCCCUGGCCCCCAAGAUCGGCCCCCUAGGUCUGUCUCUACAAAAGGUUGGUGAUGACAUCGCCAAGGCAACAGGUGACUGGAAGGGCCUGAGGAUUAUCAUGAAAUUGACCAUUCAGAAUAGACAGGCCCAGAUCGAAGUGAUACCUUCUGCCUCUGUGCUCAUCAUCAAAGCCCUCGAGGAACUGCCAAGAGACAGAAAGAAGCAGAGGAAUAUUAAACAUAAUGGAAACAUCACUGUUGAUGAGAUUGUCAGCAUUGCCCUACAGAUGAGGUACCGGUCUUUGGCCAGAGAACUCUCUGGAACCAUUAAAGAGAUCCUGGGGACAACCCAGUCUGUAGUCUGCAAUGUCGAUGCCUGCCACCCUCAUGACAUCAUCGAUGACAUUAACAGUGGUGCAGUGGAAUGCCUAGCUGGUUAA